This is a messenger RNA of Cavia porcellus (domestic guinea pig), 4410 nucleotides long. It is a transcript of the gene Nqo2, whose product is annotated as N-ribosyldihydronicotinamide:quinone dehydrogenase 2. Gene Ontology annotation, molecular function: NAD(P)H dehydrogenase (quinone) activity. The transcript is spliced from 7 exons. The record is from RefSeq and is a predicted model, not a curated record. Gene Ontology annotation, cellular component: cytosol. The coding region runs from base 245 to 940 and encodes 231 amino acids. Lineage: Eukaryota; Metazoa; Chordata; Mammalia; Rodentia; Caviidae.
GCAAGGGCGUGGUCAAGCGUGGCGGGGAAGGGAACAAGCCCCCCAAGGUCCCCAGAGCGCAGCUGCGGUGCCCUGGCGCUGCACCCCGGAGCUCGGCUCAGAGGCCCUCGGUAGGCGCCGGUGCCAGCUGAGGUUGAGUGCUCGCGCUUGCGCCGGAAGGUUGUUGCUGUCACCAGGGAGAACAGCUGCACCUGAACAUCAGGCCACCACACCGAAUCCGAGAGAGAAUCUGUCUUUCUCCACCAUGGCAGGUAAGAAGGUGCUCAUCGUCUACGCGCACCAAGAGCCCAGGUCUUUCAACGCCACCCUGAAGAAUGUGGCCGUGGAGGAGCUGAGCAAGCAGGGCUGCUCCGUCACCGUGUCUGACCUGUACGCCAUGGGCUUCGAGCCGAGGGCCACCAGGAUCGACAUCACCGGUUCUCUGUCAAAUCCUGAGAGCUUCAAUUAUGGGGUGGAGACUCACGAAGCCUUCAAGAAGGGGACCCUGAGCAGCGACAUUGUUGCAGAACAGAAAAAGGUGCAGGAAGCUGAUCUAGUGAUAUUUCAGUUCCCGCUCUACUGGUUCAGUGUGCCGGCCAUCAUGAAGGGCUGGAUGGACAGGGUGCUGUGCCAAGGCUUCGCUUUCGACAUCCCGGAGUUCUACGACUCCGGGCUCCUCAAGAAGAAAUUAGCCCUCCUUUCCUUAACCACGGGAGGCGUAGCCAGCAUGUACACCAAAGCGGGUGCCAACGGGGACUUUCGCUACUUUCUGUGGCCCCUCCAGCAUGGCACGCUGCACUUCUGUGGAUUUAAAGUCCUCGCCCCCCAGGUCAGUUUUGCUCCUGAGUAUUCGUCGGAAGAGGAAAGAAAAGCAAUGGUGGCCUCAUGGGCCCAGCGGCUGAAGAGCUUGUGGCAGGAAAAACCCAUCCAGUGCUUGCCACCGUGGUACUUCGAGCAGUGACCCCAUGCACGAGCGCAUUGCUGAGACCCACGCAUCGCAGAGCAGGGUUGCUGCAGAGACCCAGAACUACUUCCUGCUGCCCAGGAGUGAGGCCAGCCGGGUCACACUGUCCAGAACAGUGCUCGUGUUCAUGGUUUCUACUGACGAUCCUUGUUCAGCUGGGUUUCCAUCUCUCUAGUGUUUUGUCUAGUAUCUGUCUAUUUUCAGUCUUCCUGGCAGUUUUAAUUUCCAGAGAGUCCUCUGCAAGUGGAGCUAGCUUCAUUCUUUGUUUGUUAGAUUUUAUUUCGUAGCUCAACUUGAGAGUCUGUAUUUUUGCUGCAAAGUUUAAUCCAUUGGAAGCUAAUGUUUUAGUUCUGUUGGUACUUGAUUUUUAUCUUUUUUCUCUUUAUGCUUGCGUUAUGACUGUGAAGUGUCCAUUGGACAGCCAGUUACCAUGUGUUUAAGAUCAUUUGGUACUAGUUACAGUGAACCUUUCAGUGCCUUAGCCUGGUGGCCUCCUGUCACUGUGUGCAUGGUCCUGGAACACGACCAUCAGUCCCCGGUGGUGUUGGUGUGUGUCGCUGUGGGAUUCUCCCUGAGUGCAAGUGUGAGAGAUCGGAUUCCACCACCACCCGCAUCCUCACCUGGCAUCCUCAGCGUCCUCCCCCUCACUAUCACCACUGCAGAGGACAGAGCUGCCACCAGUGCCCAGGGACCUUCCUUAGCAUCCCAGCACCCCCACAGAGCCCCCAGACUCCCCACACAGCUUCCCCACACAGCUUCCCCACACAGCUUCCUGUUGGCAUCACCAUCUCCACACCCCCUUGCGCCCGCGUCUCCUGCAUCUUCCUUUCCCCUGGACCCUCCACUGCUCUUCAGCAGCACCUUCAGCCCUUCUCCAGCUGCAUGUCCUUCGUUCACUUUGGAAAGGUUCAUUUAGCUCACAGUUUGUGGAGAUUUCAGUCCAUAAUCAGCUGGCUCCAAGGUAGGUGGCGUGGCAGAGGGACAACACUUCAAGGCAGCAGCCAGAGGAAGUAAGGAGAGCACAACCCCCUCCUCCCUUAUAUCGUACACAGGGCAUCCUCUUCCUCCAGGGCAGUGAGCCCUCCUCUUGCACAGGCUGAGGAUAUUUACAAAGUAAGGAUCCUGGCUCCCUGCUGAGUCUCCCAGUUAAUAAACUUCUCAAGUUAAGGCAAUGUAUCAGCCUUAACAGUAAUCAAAGCUGUUGCCAGAUGCACCUUUUCUUCCGCAUCUUCUCUAGCGCUUUCUCAGAGAUGUUUUCUUCCCACUCUUGCGCAGGGCUGUUUUUCUGUAAUCCUUUUUGGUCCCUUCUUAGGCUCUUCCUGUUAUUUGUCCUCAGGUGAUCUCUCCAGUACACCUUUUUUUUUUUAAGGCCCUAUUAUGGCACUGUCUUCUGGAGAACUCUUUUUGCGGUCCACCUUCUUGAGUUUAGUUCAGAAACACUUGUUUCAGAAUCCCCUCCCCGCAAUUCUUCAAGCAUCUUUUUCCAAGUUCUGUAAACACUCAGACCAGGGCUGGGGGAUUUAGCUCUGUGGCCUAAGCACCUGCCUCGCAAGCAUGAGGUCAUGAGUUAGAUGCCCAGUACCAAAGAUAAAAAAGUAAUCACUCAGACUUCCAUCCUCGACAGGCAGGACACACAGUAGAAGUGCCUUACUUUAGAAAGCCCUGCCCUGGGGCUGGGGAUUUAGCUCAGUGGCAUAAGCACCUGCCUUGGAAGCAGGUGGUAGUGAGUUCGAUCCCUGGUACCGAUAAAAAUGAAAAAGAAAGAAAGCCCUGCCCUUCAUGAAGCAGAGAUGACCUUGGGACAUAGCCAGUGCAUUCCGGCUCCAGAGUAUGAAAGGAGGCUCGCAGCCCCUCCAGCCCUGUCCCCUUUGACCCAUCCUGUGCUGGAGGGGUUCCCAGCCUCCAGACCACUUUGCAUCAGAGCUUUGAGGUGACCGCUGCCGCCAUCCAGGUGUCUUUCAGAGAACGCGCCUCCUUGUUGGCCCAGAGCUCUGGUGCCUGUUCCAGGAGGCGCUGGCACACAUCCGUUAGAGGGUGGGCUGCACCCUUGUGCACGCCGCCCACGUCGCAGGCUGCAGAGCACAGCUGCCAGCAGGACUCCCACACUCCCGUGCAGGGACUUAUGUGUCUCUAAGCAGCGGGUAGAACAAAUGGGCUUCUGCCCAGCUGGACACUUUCAGUGUUUGUUGCUUGUUCUGUAGUUUCUCCCCUGCUCCAGUGCUUCCAGAAACUGGUGCCCACUCUUCACAGGGAUCAAAGGCUCAGUGGACGGGUGGGGGAGGAAGUGCCCUGUGGGGGUCUCCCUUCUUUCCACUGGCCCACGAAUGCAUUGGGCAGCACAGCUUCCCUGCUUGUCCCUUGCUCAGCAGGCUGCAGCCGUGGAAGGUUGGUAGGUGGACAGCAGCACCCCUUUAAGAGGCUUAUCCUGGGGUCCUUUGAGUAGGAAGCCCUGUACCCUCCCUCCCCAGCUCCUGAGUGUCAGGGUGAGAAGGAGGACAUCUCGCUGCUCUCCCAGCUUUCUGGAGCCCCGUUGCCCUGACAUAACAUCAGACUUAGCCUCCUGUAUGCCAAGGUCAAGUGGGUUGUCUUGCCGGCAAGCAGUUUUAAGAGCUGGGACCUUGACUGGGUCCUAUUAGCUCUCUCCACCAAUCGUUGGUUUUUAAAAUCUCAUUGUAGUGAAACAAAAAUAAACCCACCAUCACCCGGGUAGCAAGAACUACCACUGAGAAUAAAGGGAAUGACUGCAGCCUGGCCCCAUUUCUCUUAGGAGCCCAAGCCCUUGUGAUUUUGCAGAAGUGUCUUUGGCUGUGCAGUGAGGUCUUUGAGCCUCUGAGAGGAGUUGUUAACAAAGAGGAAGGACAUGUAUGUUGCUCAAUUUUAGAGUGCGUCAGGAGUUGGGGGAAAUUCUGGCAGCUCCAGAGCAUCGUCGGUGCCUUGUACCCAGAGAAGAUGAGGCAGACAUGAAUGUCGGGAUGGGGGGGAAAUGUGUACUGAAUCAUGUAAGCUUUAGUUAUUUUUUCUCAUUGCUGAGACAAAAUACCCUACAGUCCAGGUAGGAGGAGAGGCUUAUUGAGCUCACAGUUUGUGGAGGUUUUUGUCUGUAAUCGGCUGGCUGUAAGGCAGCGAGGCAGAGGGGCAAGUGUUCAUGGUUGCAGAAGAGAGGAUGGAAGAACACACCUCUUUCUGUGCCUUAGAUUGUAUCCAGUACACUGGGACUAGAGCCAUGCCAAUCUGAUCAGUGACUUGAUCCAGCAGUCACCCACCCUUAAUCCCAACACCCUUAAUCCCAGCAUUGAACCAUGAAUCAAUCACAAACUAGAUGCAGCCACCUCCCAAAAAGCCCCAUCUAAAAGUGCUUGAGGCUUUGAGGGGACUCCAGACACAAACCAUAACAAUUUACUAACACACAACGCUCCCAGCUGCUUGUUCCAUGACAAUGUACUGAAAAUAAAGUUUAUCAGAAUCAA